Dioszegia hungarica is the source of this 1665-nucleotide messenger RNA. RefSeq lists its product as uncharacterized. NCBI's taxonomy places the organism in Eukaryota, Fungi, Basidiomycota, Tremellomycetes, Tremellales, Bulleribasidiaceae. The coding region runs from base 1 to 1665 and encodes 554 amino acids. The record is from RefSeq and is a predicted model, not a curated record. The transcript has a single exon.
AUGUCUACGCCCGUCGCUCCGCAGCAGGCUGGGCUUUCCACCUCGCCUUCGGACCCGCAAGUCGAGGGCUCGGCGGUGGAAGAAGUCCCUCCCGGCUUCAUCGUCGACAAGGCGGUCUUCGGGGACCUACCAAUCUCCUAUCAUCCCUUGUUCAAGCUCUUUCGAUGCGAAAGUUGCAAGAAGACCACGCUCAAUAUGCGCGGACACUAUAGGCCCACCGGCACCCGCGUCUACAAACAUCGCGGAAUACCUUCAACGUUGAUUUCGUCCACACUCGCAAAGUAUCCGGAGGAGGAUCCGCAACGAUUCAUCCCCCAUCCCUUUCCCCUCGAUUAUCGCUACCCGCAUCACAUUCAUGGCAUACAAACCGCUGUCGCGGGAUACAGGUGUCACCUGUGCUCAUACACCGCCGCUUCGGAGAAUAACAUGCGGGGCCACUUUUUCAGGAAGCACUUUGUGGCGAAGCCGAAAACGGGCGGUCACUACAGCGCUUGCGGCGACAUCCAGUCCUUCGGUAACCUUGCGCGCACCGGCCCUCGCUGGUUCCCCUCAUCUCCUCCAUCUCUGGCUGUACCAGCUGAGUCCUCCUCGGCGCGGAAGCGGGCGCGGCCGGAAUCUGCGGCAAUCGAACAAUCUCCUCCUAAACGGUCGCGGCGCCUUGCGCUAUCGUCACAGCCUGAACCGGGCUCCGUGCCCGCUGGUGACUCUUCCGGGGCGAACUUCGCAACACCGGUCCGGGCGCAAUCCUCAUCCAUCCCUUCCUCCUCAUCCGCGCGACUGCCCUCACUGUCCGCGCAGGCAAAAAUCAUCGCUGGACGCUCGGCGCGCAUUACACACGCCUUGUCCGGUGCUAUCCCUUCCAACGCCGGCGGUCCCUCCAACCGCAUCAUCCCUCCCACUCCCUCCCACUCGCUCAUCCCAUCCCGCCUCGGGACCUCGAUUGACCCAUCCCGCAUCGCGCCGGCGCAUGCUCUCAACAGCUCCUUACCCGGGGAGACAAGUGGCACCGCCCAAGUAGCCGUCGACCAGGUGCGGCAUUCAAUCAAGGCGCCGACCGAGGCGCAUCAGCCGCAGCGGGCCGGAAGCGGGGCCAACCCAAGCCGGACAGAACAGGAGAUUCGGGACGAGCUCCGCGCGGCUCUGGCGCGAACGCAGGAUCAUAAGGCGGAGCUCAAGCGCAUCGAGCAGCAGCAAAGAGAAAAGGCGCAAGCAACAAGGGACAAGGCUCAGGCGGAGAAGGAGAAGGCGGCGAGGGAGGUCGAGGAGGCAGAAAAGGAAGCCAAAGCAAGGGUGGAGAGUGCAAGGGAGACGGCAAAGGAGAAGCUGGAGAAGGCAGAGGAGGAGGCGAGGGCGGAAGCGGAAGCUGCUAGGCGGCAGGCGGAGGACAAGAUGCGGAGGCUCAGAGAGGCGGCAGACGAAGAGGUCAAGAAAGCCGAGCGAGACGCGCUGGAGAGCGUACAGCGGGCGAAAUGUGCGUCAGGGAAGGCGCAGGCAGAGGCGGAGGCGGCGAAGGCAUUGGCUGAGGGGGUGAAGCUGGAGGAAGAGGAAGAAGAGGAGAUCAUCUUUGUCGGGAAUCGGCAGCGGGGAGAGGGAAGUGGGAAGCAGCCGUUCUCGGUGCUGGGUGAUGGGGAUGAUUCGGAAGUGGAGGAGGAGGUUGAGGUUUAG